AUGUCUACACGCACCUACAGAGAUGCCAUAGAGCAUCUCAACUCGCUACAGUCCAACGCCGCCACAAUAGAGGCAUCCAGAGCUUCUGGAGGACGCCUCGCCCAAUUCGCCAUCCCAGAGACCAAGGAAUAUCUGCAGAGAAUAGGCUACGAGCCCGAAGAGUUGAACAAACUGAAUGUGAUCCAUAUUACCGGGACCAAAGGCAAAGGAUCUACCUGCGCCUUCGCUGACUCGAUUCUUCGCCAUGCUAAACCAUCUUGGAAAGUCGGACUCUAUACGUCUCCUCACUUGGUCGCCGUUCGAGAACGGAUACGAGUCAACGGCGCACCAAUAUCGGAGGAAGACUUUGCUCGUUUCUUCUUCGAAGUGUGGGAUCGACUACAACAGAAUACUACACGCCAAUUUGAAAGCACACCGCUCAUGCCUGCUUACUUCCGCUACGUGACUUUAGUGGCCUAUCAUGCCUUUCUUUCGCUCAAGGUCGAUGCCACCAUUCUGGAAGUCGGAGUAGGCGGAACAUAUGAUUGCACGAACAUCGUCCCUCGUCCUAUAGUCACCGGAGUCUCUGCGCUUGGAAUCGACCACACAGCCGUCCUCGGAAAGACACUCGCGGAAAUCGCAUGGCAGAAGGGUGGAAUCUACAAGGAAGGCGUACCAGCUUUGACGGUCAACCAACCAGGAGAAGGCCUACAGGUUCUCAAGAAGCAGAGCGAAGAUCUCAAGGCCUCAGAAUUCACAGUCGUCCCUCUAACCCCCGAGCUCGCCGACAUCAAGCUCGGCCUCGCCGGAACCCACCAACUCCAAAACGCCAACCUCGCGGUCCACCUCGUCCGUAAAUUCUUCCAAAUCCUCGAACCAGAAUCAACGCACGUACAAGCACAAUCUAUCGACUCCUCGACUCCCGAGACGCAAGCUAUCACCGCACUACCACUCCCGCCUGUAUGGGUCAAAGCGCUCGAGUCUUCUCGUUGGCCGGGUCGCUGCCAAUCUGUGAAUGACCCGAACGAGGAAUAUGGGGGUACGAGGUGGUUCCUCGAUGGUGCGCAUACGGUAGAGAGUUUGGAUUGUUGUGUGCAGUGGUUUGUCGCGCCAGGGCUUGCGUUGGCCGCAGGAGGGAACUCGAAACAAAGACCCCGCGUACUCAUUUUUAACUGCACGAAUGGCCGUUCUGGGUCAUCAUUCCUCGGUACUGUCCUCGCAAAGAUGAAAACCCAACUCCAACUCCACGGAUCGAAAGAAGAGCCCGAGACGUUCUUUGACCAUGUCGUGUUUUGUGCGAACGUCACCUACGCCGAUGGGGGGUUCAAGGGCGAUCUGACGACUCACGCUAUAGCCGAGUCAGAUCUCGCUCAGCUCAAAACCCAGCAAGACCUCGCGUCCGCAUGGAAAGCCCUCGUACCUUCCUUCGCCGCAUCCAACGUCCACGUUCUCCCCUCUAUCGAACACGCCGUUAGGAUCGUUCGCGGUGUAAGCGGGAACGACAAGAAAGGCGUAGACGUACUAGUGGCAGGAAGUCUGCACCUCGUCGGGGGUGUGAUCGAAGUAGCGGAUUUGGCGAGUGUUGCGUUGUGA
Messenger RNA from Stereum hirsutum FP-91666 SS1, 1572 nucleotides. Its product is annotated as FolC bifunctional protein. Gene Ontology annotation, cellular component: cytoplasm; mitochondrion; cytosol. The transcript has 9 exons. Lineage: Eukaryota; Fungi; Basidiomycota; Agaricomycetes; Russulales; Stereaceae. Gene Ontology annotation, molecular function: ATP binding; tetrahydrofolylpolyglutamate synthase activity. The record is from RefSeq and is a predicted model, not a curated record. Gene Ontology annotation, biological process: tetrahydrofolylpolyglutamate biosynthetic process. The coding region runs from base 1 to 1572 and encodes 523 amino acids.